Messenger RNA from Eriocheir sinensis (Chinese mitten crab), 1601 nucleotides. RefSeq lists its product as uncharacterized. Gene Ontology annotation, cellular component: intracellular membrane-bounded organelle; lysosomal membrane. Gene Ontology annotation, biological process: transmembrane transport; chloride transport. The record is from RefSeq and is a predicted model, not a curated record. The coding region runs from base 1 to 1512 and encodes 503 amino acids. Lineage: Eukaryota; Metazoa; Arthropoda; Malacostraca; Decapoda; Varunidae. Gene Ontology annotation, molecular function: voltage-gated chloride channel activity. The transcript has 11 exons.
AUGGAGUUGAUUCCUACACGCCUUCAGCACCCAGUUGGAAACACUGUCAAGACCCUGCUCUUCAAGGUGGUGGAGACCCUGUUGCACGUUCUUCUGGUGGUGGAAUUCCCUGGCGGCGGCGGCGGCGAGCUGUUCAACACCAUCACCACGGAGGGACACAUGACGGAGGCACGGGCAGCGGCAGUCUUCACACAGAGCCUGGACUACGACACGUGCGUCAACUCUGCCUGGCUGGACGAGGAGCGCACGCAGGGCUACAUGUUUGUGGUGAAGAAGGACGCGACGCGCUGGCUGGUGGUGCUGCUCACGGUUCUUGUUGUGUGUGGGAUUGACAUUGCCAUCAAGUCACUCUCCAAAUGCAAAUACUCCUGGCUCCAGAUGUACAGUGACUGCGGGGUGCAGCAGGAGGCGCUAACUCUCCCCUACCCGCUGUUUGUCGCGCUGAACAUUGGCCCGGCGCUUGUGGCUGCCUUCCUCGGCUCUUAUGUGGAGCCCGUGGCUGCCGGCAGUGGCAUCCCGCAGGUCAAGUGUUACCUGAAUGGCGACAAGGUGUCCCGCGUGGUGAGGAUCAAGACCCUGAUGAGCAAGGCAGUGGGGGUGACCUUCUCUGUGCUGGGAGGCCGGGCCGUGGGAAAGGUCAGGUCGUGGGCAAGGUCUGUGGCCGUGACCACCAAGAUGCUGCUGCCCACAGUGCUGGCCAUGGCCAAGGGCAGGGUGGCCAAGACUACAGAUGAUGGGCCACUCCUAGACAAAGAGGACCUGGACACACUGUUCUGCGGCACCAGCAGCAGCAGCCUGCACAUCCAUGGCCUGCAGGAGGAGGACGAGGGGACGUACAGGUGCCGGGCGGAGAACAGGGAGGACUCGCUCGACGCCGUGGCCCACAUACAGGUCAAGAGUGUGGCUGACAACCUGCAGAUCCUUGGCCUGAACCAGGAGGACUCGGGAUGUGUACCAGUGUGUGGCGCCCCACAGCUCGCCCGGGGCAGCCAGCUGUGUGUCCUUGAGUCAAGUAAGCAGCGGUGCCCACUAGCAAUAUUUUUGCGGUUUGAGUAUAAAGUUUGGCAUAGUAAAAAUCUUAGUGUUCUUCAGUCAUCAUGUUUCUCUCAGUUACUAAAGCUUGAAAAUUGUGUGACAGUUGCUCCGAGGUUUCUGAGGCAGCCGGCCAACGCUCUCGCCUAUGAGAAGGAGAACGUGGAGCUGGAGUGCAGCGUGUACGGCCAGCCAGAGCCCUCGCUCCACUGGCUCAAGAACGGCGAGCUGCUGGUGGAGACGGAAUACCUUCAGAGUGUGAGCGGCAACAACCUGCAGAUCCUUGGCCUGGUGCGCCAGGAGUACACCGGGAUGUACCAGUGUGUGGCGCACAGCUCGCCGGGGACGCCCAGCUGUGUGUCCUUGAGUCAAGUAAGCAGCGGUGCCGUGCGGGGCAGACACUGUUCACACUGUAGCCCUUUGUUUGCAUUCAUGAGUACUGAUGUAGUGUUGUCUGCAUUGGACACAGGCAGUGACUAGUCCAGAUAAUUCCAGGUUGCUAAUAAGCCCAGACGCAAACAUUUACAAGGUUACUGAAUGUAUUCCAAUGUUUCUGGCAGGCAGCUGCA